AUGUUGUUCGCCCGCGCGUUCCUGACGCUUCUUUCAUGCCUUUCCCUCGGCUCCGCUUACCACGACCUCAGCGACGAGACACUCAAGCACCUGCCUGGGCCAGGCGAUGAUUUCGACAUUAAAAAGGGCUCCUUGCUGGCGCCCAUUCUGGUCCCUAGAGUAUCAGGGACCGAGAGCAAUGCUGCCGUGCGCAAACACUUUGUAGACUUCUUUAAGUCACAGUUGCCCGAAUGGCGGAUAGAACUGCACAAUUCCUCGUCGACGACUCCCGUCAGUAAUGGAAAGGAAGUGCCUUUUGUCAAUAUCAUUGCCACGCGUGACCCUCCAGGCAGCUUGGAGGGCGAUGUGUCGAGGCUGGCGCUGGUCGCCCACUACGACAGCAAGUUCACGCCUCCGGGCUUCAUCGGAGCCACCGACAGUGCCGCCCCAUGCGCCAUGAUCUUGCAUAUCGUGCGCAGUAUCGACGCGGCUUUGACCAAGAAGUGGGCCGAGGCAAAGGGUGAUGACUUUGAAGUCGAGCACAAAGGCGUCCAAGUCUUGCUGCUGGAUGGCGAGGAGGCUUUCAAAUCCUGGACCGACACCGACAGUCUCUAUGGUGCCAGGGCUCUUGCUGGCGAUUGGGAGUCGACCUUCCAUGCCGCCGCUUCGAUCUACCGGACGCCCCUCGACUCCAUCGAACUCUUCGUCCUCCUUGACCUGUUAGGUUCCAAGAACCCACAAGUACCCUCGUACUUCUCAACCACUCACUGGGCGUACCAAAAUGUGGCAAAGAUCGAAGACCGCUUGCGCAAACUCGGUCUGAUGAAGUCAUCUCCAAAUCACAAGUCCAAAAUGGCAAAGCGUGAGAACAAGAAGCCUCGCGAGGAGAAACUCUUCCUGCCCGAAGCAUCUAAGCAAAGCACCAACUUCAUGGGUGGGUUUGUGCAGGACGACCACGUCCCCUUCAUGGCUCGUGGCGUUGAAAUUCUGCACAUGAUUCCCUCGCCAUUUCCAACUGUGUGGCACACAAUGGAGGAUGACGCAGAACAUCUAGAUAUGGACACGGUGGAGGAUUGGACUAAACUGUUCAUGGCUUUCACCGCUGAAUGGAUGGAGUUAGAGGGUUUCUUUGACUUUAAAAAGGAAAAGAGGGAAGAGACAGCGAAGUCGGAAUUGUAA
Messenger RNA from Bipolaris zeicola 26-R-13, 1158 nucleotides. RefSeq lists its product as uncharacterized. NCBI's taxonomy places the organism in Eukaryota, Fungi, Ascomycota, Dothideomycetes, Pleosporales, Pleosporaceae. Bases 1 to 1158 code for a protein of 385 amino acids. Gene Ontology annotation, molecular function: zinc ion binding; glutaminyl-peptide cyclotransferase activity. The record is from RefSeq and is a predicted model, not a curated record. The transcript has 2 exons.